Molecule: messenger RNA, 516 nt
Organism: Symbiodinium necroappetens
Lineage: Eukaryota; Dinophyceae; Suessiales; Symbiodiniaceae
Source: the annotation of a GenBank genome assembly
AUGGAGUCUGAUCUUCGGCAUGCCUAUCGCGAGCCAGAGGUCUAUGCCGGCGACAUGCCACACGCCUCGUACAGCAUGAUGACGUCGGGUGGUAUGCAGUGCGACGACGGGCUCCAAGGUAUGGGCUACAUACAGGGUGACGCUGGCUACAUGUCGAAGCAGCUAGACUGGACCACUGGCACAGCCUGUCCGGACGAAGCGAGCGAGACGUACUGGAUGCAGACACCAAUGAUGCAUCAGGUCUAUGCCGGCGACGUGACCCAUGCAUCGUACGGCAUGAUGACGCAGCAUGGCCAUCGUGGGGUGAUGCCGCAGGGCCCCGGCUGUGAGGAUGGCAUGUACGGCAUCGCCUUUGCGCAGGGCAACGCUGGCUACAUGUCGAAGCAGCUAGACUGGACCACUGGCACAGCCUGUCCGGACGAAGCGAGCGAGACGUACUGGAUGCAGACACCAAUGAUGCAUCAGGUGCCAAUCAGAGACACCUUCGUCAGGCAGGGCAUCUUUGAUGUGGUAUGA